This is a messenger RNA of Fraxinus pennsylvanica, 1059 nucleotides long. The record is from the annotation of a GenBank genome assembly. NCBI's taxonomy places the organism in Eukaryota, Viridiplantae, Streptophyta, Magnoliopsida, Lamiales, Oleaceae.
AUGGGAUCGAAGAGUCCGGGAGGCAAAGGAGGGGAACGGAGGCAGAGGCUUCAGGUAAACCUUGUGAUUAAUUCACAAAAUUUAAGAAUGAAGCCGAGCUACAGUACCUUGCAACCUAGUUCAAUCCCAGUGAGGGGAAACAAUGGUAAGGAUCCAAUCUCAGAGACUUGGGAUGGAACAUUCAAAUUUGGGAUUUUAUCUCAAUGGUCUACUCCUGGGCGUCCACGUGCUACCCGCAAGACCUUUAGUCUUGACGAAGCAAUUGAACACGAACUCAAAAGUGGCCGCAAAAUAGAUCGCGACAUGGAUCCCAUGAAGCUUAGAAGGAUUAUAUCCAACAAACUGUCUGCCCAGAGAACCAGAAUGAGAAUACUUGAAUACAUUCAAGCUUUGGAGGAAAUGGUAAAUCGUAAUCAGGCAAUGAUAUCUCAUCUCAAACGGCAAGUAGAAAGUUGCAAAAAUGGGAACAAAAUGUUGGUGAUGCACAAGGAAAAUCUGCAACGACAAUUUAAAUUUUUUGAAAAUGAGUCUAAGCGGGGCCAGGUUGAACAUGAAGCAAUGAAACACGAACUACAACAUCUCAAAGAAAUAUCCAAAGACAUGCAGCUUGGCUUCUGUCAAUAUGGAAAUGUGCAACAACUACCAUUUGAUCCGUUAUACCAGCAGCAAUGCCCGAGCACUUCUGGACAUGUUCAAUCUAGCCAUACAAACUUGCAAGGAUAUAGUGCUGCACCAUCAGGCAGAAAUUAUCUGUGGAGCUCCAACAUUAAUGGAUCUUGCCAGCAAUCCACAUCCGAAUUGAACAUAGAGCUGGCAGACACUGAUCAAUAUCUAAAUUUUGAUGCACUGAAUGCUGAUCCAUCUAAGGUAACACAAAAUUUAAGAAUGGAGCCGAGCUGUAGUGCCAUGCAAACUAAUCUAAUGCCAGUGAAUGGGAACAGUGGUGAGGAUCUAAUUUCAGAGACAUGGGAUGGAACUUUCAAAUUUGGGAUUUUAUCUCAAUGGUCUACCACUAGGCGUCCACAAUUGAACAUGCACUCAAAUUUGGCCAUAAAAUAG